Messenger RNA from Cylicocyclus nassatus, 528 nucleotides. The record is from the annotation of a GenBank genome assembly. Lineage: Eukaryota; Metazoa; Nematoda; Chromadorea; Rhabditida; Strongylidae.
UUAGCCCGAUACAUGCGAAUCUACGAUGAUGUGCCGGUAAAUGAACGAUCACCGACGUCCACUCUCACCACUGAUAUGUGUGCAUCGUCACCCACGUCGAGCAUCGGCACGCAAUGUCCCAUCUACGAAAACGUAAACGAUUUCGCUCCACUAGCUGCCCGAUACAUCGGAUCUACUUCUCCACCUUUUGAGCGGUCCCAAAGGUUGAACAUCGACUUCAUCAACCACAUACCACCACCUCCGUUGUCAAAUAGUGAUCUGGACAAGAGCUCCUCAGACUAUGGCAGCAAUCGCCGUUCGAAACGUCCACUAGACAUGCGGCCACUUUCACUGCCGGCAAGCGAGCGGAAACGCCUUGAGCGGAAAUCGCACAAUGUGCUGAUCGCAGUCGUUGGGAGUACUGUAAUCUGCAUGACGAUGUUCGCCAUCGCCGUCUGGUACUACUACGCCGAUAUUCAGAAGCACUUGCGGAGCCUGUCGAACUCGCUUUGACUUCUGGUGAAACUCGCAGUCGCUUUCCAAGCAGCC